GUAGGUGUUCAGUUCUGACGCUCAGGACAGGGCACAUUAUUUUCUUUAGUGCUGCGUAAAUAUUUCUGCUUUGAAAUUUGCAACGUGCGGCGAAUCUAUCAGUAGCCCCUGCGCUUUUGCUCUGUCGCAUACACGCAUAGCGCUUUGAGGUUCCAUGUUUUUCGAGCGUUUUUUUUGUUGUUGUUUUCUCUUCUUUCUUUAUGCGUCUGUGAGCGUAAAAACGAGACUUCUGCACGCACGCUUUUUGAACGUCUCCCGCAGCUGCUUCGUUUUCUCGCUCAGUUUUUUUUUUCUUUCCUCUCUGUACAUAGAGCCCUUCCGCCCAUUUGUGUGUGUUGCUUCGUGAAUUGACAACAGAGAAGCACGCAACUGUGCGUUAGGUCGCUUUUUCUUUUCUUUUUUCAGUGCUUUGUUUUCGUCGGCAAGUUAACAUUCUCUUUACUGGGAGUAGAUUGGCAGGAUCGUUGCGGCAGCAAGUCCCUUUCCUCUUUUUUUUUUCCCUGUAAACUCUGCAAGUCUCUUUCGAUGAGUUCUUCUCCUAACUCCAACUGCCGUGGAGAGGGCUGCGAUGACGAUAAGCCGGACGCCCUGCGCGGGGUUGCGUCGAGUCAGCGCAUGCGCGAGAUGGAGGCGUUGUCGAUGGAAACCCUGGCCAUGCAGCGGUACGCCUACAACACACCGUCUAAGCUGCCACGUGGAGUCCGGCAGGCGGCACCCCCCACGCAGCACGGGUCGACCACAACGACGGGGCGUCGUCGACGCAGCGCAGAUCCAUGUUCUCCAGUCCACCCCGUGCGUGUGCCACGGACUAUUACGCAGAUGCUCGCACGCUCAGCGCGAGCGGCGGCGAAGGGGAAGGACGCUGUCAGCGGCGAGACCAAAUCGACCACCACCGUCGCCAAUGCCGCCGACUGCGCCGUGCACGAGCGUAUCGGGCUUCUGUACCAUCCGCUGGCCGCCAUGCGCACCACGUUUGGCGAGUCAGAGAUGGAGGCGCGUGGACGUCUUGCUGCCGGAAGCAACAGAGGAGGCGCUGCCGUCGUCCCCUCUGCGGAGCCGUCAAUCACCUCUGCAAACUCUGCAGCGGACAAGGCGUACUUCGACCUCGCCGACUUCGAUGCCGCCGAGGACGAUCUCCACACCCCGGAGGAAUGGGUCGCACUGGGGGGUGCAGAGGGCACUGCUGCCACGUCGCGCUUCUUCGAUGCGGCGCACGGUGGCGGCGUGGUGUGGCGGGCCUGCCGGGUGACGGACUACGACGCGGCGCAGCGCCUCUUCUACGUGCGGUGGGCCGACGGUACCGGGCGGUGGACGCGCCGUCUCAAUCUGCGCUUUGACGCCGAGGACGUGGCUCAGUGGGAGGACCGCGUGCGGCGCGCCGAUGCCUACCGCACUGCCACGGAGGCGGCCAUGCGGCAGGAGCUGUACCUGCAGUCCAUUCCGGAUGACUGCGUCACCCCGAUCGACGACACGCAGGUGGAGCGGGUGCUGCGCUCCGUGGCCACGCGCUUCCCGGUGGCGCAGUUGCACGUCAUUCAGCAAAUGACGGAAGAGGCGGAGGCGUCGUACUACCGUGCUAUGAAGAUGGCCGUGCACACCUACAACAUGCGAAGCGCCGCUGAGCAGCAGCGGCUGCAAGGAGCUGAUCUCCCUCUCCCACCCAUCCCGUCUCAGCCCUCUCUGCGAGGGCUGCGUGGGACCAUUGACACGCCGGCGCCCAACUUCCAAGCCGCGCGCGCGUAUCUCGCCGAGAACUGUUUCCAGGUGCACGCCCUCAUUCAAGAUACGCUGCACAGCGUCCAUAACUUGUGGAGCAACUACAGCGGUUACCUUCUGUGCGCCAUGAACUACGCCCCCUCCGCGCUGCCGCUGCAGCUGACCGUCUUCGUUGCCGGGCAGGAAGAGCACGCCACAACAGUGGGUGAUCGUCUGCGGGGCGAGUGGUCGUCCACGGUGCAGUCGACGGUGCAAAACAACCUCGACGCCUACUUCAACUUUUACGAGGACAAGAUGGAACGCUACAUUGCCAGCCGCAUGUUUCGCUUUGUGCAACUCGUCAACGUCAUGAUGAACACGCAACUGCGCGCGCUUGUCGUGCAGUCGUUGCAGUCGUACGCGGUUUACUUGGAGAGCUUCCGCGCGAAGGCCGACGUUGCGGAGGAGGAGACGGAAAUUGCAGAGCUUCCUGAAGACGUGGCGGAGCAGGCCUACUGGGCAGAGCGUGUCGCUACACUGGAGGCGCAUCAGUCAGCAGAGGUCGGCUCUCCGGCAGCGACAGCGGCGAGAGCGGUAGCAACGGGCAAAUCAAAAGGUGCCACAGCGUCGUCGAAGAAGGCAGCGGACGAGGAGGCUCCCGCGGUGGAGCACCUUCUCUGGAGCGUCGGCACCUACCAGCCUGAGGUGCCCUACACACGGCGUGUGGUGAACCUCAUCCAAAACGUAAACGGUCUGCGCCCUCUCUUUUUCACGAAGCUAACGGUGUCGACGAGGGUGGGAAUUGUCUUCACGCCGGCUAUCUCCGACAUCGAGGACAGCGUGUUGGAUGUGCUGGACCGCUGCCUCACGCACAGCGGCAAGGUGGCCGCCAUGGGCGACCAGCUCUUCCCGCUCCUGGAGCUGGCGCCGCAGUACGUGCACAUCGUCGCACCCGAUGAGGCCGAGGUGGUCGAAGUGCGCGAGCGUGUUUUGGCGGUGCUGCAGAGCAACUGCGCCGCCCCGCAGCAGCUGUUGCAGAUGUAUAAAGAAUUUGAGUACGCCGCUACCGUUGAUGUGCAGGCGAUGGUGGAGCACACACUCCGCUACGUGGACCAGCUGGAGGAGGUGGAGCUCCUGUUUGGGCGGCUCUUGCGCGACCGCCGUCGACUGACGGAGCGGACGCCGGACACGGUGAAGUUUGAGCUCUACAACGUGGACUGCCGCGGACUGAAGGAGGCGCUGAGCGCCAAGAUGGCGCAGCUGCAGCUGGCCCUCUUAGAGGCAGUGGCGGCCAAACUGGCGGAGGAGUGUGCAGAUGUGGUGGCGGCCUACAACGCGAUUUACGAGCCGCUGGCGGUGGACCCCACCACGCCCGAGGAGCUGCAGACGAUGCGCAGCACCCUCGACGGCGUCGCCGCGCGCGAGGCGGAGAUUCAGCAAGUCUUUCAGCACGUCACGGCGGGCAACGAGCUGCUGCUGCGCUUCAGCUACUUGGUGCCACAGGAAGACUUUGUGCAGUAUUGGGAGGCCUACGAAUGGCCCAAGAAGUUGGCGCAGUUCGUUGAGGACCGCAACUUUCGUGCGAAGGAGUACCGGGCGGUGUUUAUUCAGCAACUGCGCGAGAACUCCGAGCAGCUGUCGUACUCCAUCAUGCAGCUGGCCGCCAACGUGGAGGACUUCUCUCACCUCGGCGACGACGCGCGUGCCGAUGAGUACUACGAGCGUGCUCGUGGCAUCGACGCGGCCAUUCAAGCCAGCAAAGCUUCCAUCAGCCUCUACUCGAGUCACGAGGAGCUGUUCGGCAUGACCGCCACGCAGUACCCCCAACUCAAGGAGAUCCAGCAGCAUUUUGAGCCGUACUUUGCGCUGUGGGAAAUUGUGUGCCACUUUAACGCCGAGACGGAGCGCUGGAUGAGCUCGAAGAUCGUCUCCCUCACGCCGUCCGACGUUGAUCAGAAGAUGACGGACUGGAUGAAGCGGGUGGCGGUGCUGUCCAAGAAGAUUAAGGAGCCAGAGCCGAGCGAAGUCACGCGCCAGCUGCGGGCCAACAUGGAACAGUUCAAGCCGCUCGUGCCGCUCCUUUACGCAUUGCGCAGCCACUUGCAGGCAACUCACUGGCGCGCCAUCUACCAGCAAUGCGGCGUCCCGCGGGAGCAGCAGGGCUUCGGCCCAGGCGGCAUCGACAACAACGAUCAACGCGCCCUCUCCGAGUUUGUGCAGCUGGGCAUGAUGGAGCACCUGCCGCAGGUGGAGGCCAUCGCCUCAGCCGCGCAGAAGUCGUACGAGCUAGAGACGGAGCUGAUGAACAUGGAGACGGAGUGGAAGCGGCUUGUGUUUGACAUGGAGCCAUACCAAGACACCUUCAAGCUGAAGGCCAACGACGCCAUGCAACUCACCUUGGACGAGCACAUCCUCAAGACGCAGUCUAUGCUAGGCAAGCCGACGGUGCGGCAGACGCCAGCCCUGCAAGCCCGCGUGUCACAGUGGGAAAAGCAGCUGGACAACAUUCAAUGCACGAUGGACGAGUGGUUCCGCUGCCAAGGUACGUGGGCCUACCUCGAGCCCAUUUUCGUCUCUGCCGAUAUCUCGCGCAGUCUGCCAGCGGAGAAGAAGAUGUUUGUUGACAUCGACACAACGUGGCACGCCGUGAUGGAGCGGACCCGAUCGACGCCGCAGAUUCUGACGCGCUGCCAAGACGAGACACUCUUCAAGGCGCUGACCAGCGCCAACGCAACCUUGGAAAUCAUUCUGCGGAAGCUUCAGCAGUUCCUCGAGACGAAGCGCAUGGCCUUCCCGCGCUUCUACUUUAUUUCCAAUGAGGAGCUGUUACAGAUCCUGUCCGAUAGCCGCGACCCGUACCUCGUGCAGCCCUACCUGUGCAAGUGCUUCGAGGGCGUCAAGUCACUGACCUUUGCGGACCACCACGACAUGGUGGGCAUGGAGUCCGCUGAGGGAGAGCGGGUGCCGUUCACGCGCAAAGUCAACCCGAGCGACCACCACAACCAAGUGGAGUUGUGGCUGCAGGCGGUCGAGACGGUGAUGAAGGAUUCGGUUCGAGAACAAUUGCGGCAGGCGAUCCAAGAGUACUCCGAGCAGAAGCGCACCGACUUUAUUCGUGCCUGGCCGGGUCAGGUGGUGCUUGCGGUGUGCUCGCUCUUCUGGACGAUGGAGGCGACGCAGGCCAUGGCGGAGAACGGCACGGGGGGACUCAUCACCUACCAUGAGAAGUGCGCUGCUCAGAUGGACGACCUCAUCGUGCUCGUGCGGGAUAGCGGACUGGGUGUGGUGCAGCGCUUCACCCUGGAGGCGUUGGUGGUGAUCGAGGUGCACUCGAAAGACAUCAUUCGUAUGCUGGGCGAAAAAGGCGUCGACUCACCGACGAGCUUCGAUUGGCUUUCGCAGCUGCGGUAUUACUGGGACGAGGAUCACCUCAUAGUGCAACAGAUCAACGCUUCGCUGCGCUACGGCUACGAGUACCUCGGCAACACUGGCCGUCUCGUCAUCACGCCUCUGACAGAUCGCUGCUACCGCACCCUGCUGGGGGCGUUGCACUUGAACUACGGUGGGGCACCCGAGGGCCCUGCCGGCACGGGUAAGACGGAAACCACGAAGGACCUUGCAAAGGCGCUGGGGAAGUACUGCGUCGUGUACAACUGCUCCGACCAGAUCUCUGCAAAGGACAUGGCGAAGCUGUUCAAAGGCCUCACCCAGGCCGGCGCCUGGGGCUGCUUCGAUGAGUUCAACCGCAUUGAGAUUCAGGUGCUGUCUGUCAUCGCGCAGCAGAUCGCGACGAUCCAGGAAGCCGUGAUUCAGAAGCGGCCGGAGUUUGUCUUCGAGGGAGCUCAGAUUCGCUUGGAUCCCGGGUGCGCCAUCUUCAUCACCAUGAACCCUGGCUACGCAGGACGCGCAGAGCUGCCGGACAACCUGAAGGCACUGUUCCGUCCUGUUGCUAUGAUGGUGCCAAACUACGCGAUGAUCGGCGAGAUCCAGCUUUACUCGUACGGCUUCCUGCACGGCAAGGUGCUGUCUGAGAAGAUCGUGGCGACGUACCGACUCUGUUCUGAGCAGCUCUCUUCACAGGACCACUACGACUACGGCAUGCGUGCGGUGAAGACGGUGCUGACCGCUGCUGGACGGCUCAAGCGGACGUAUCCGGACGAGGACGAGAUGGUGCUCAUGCUGCGCUCUAUUCAGGACGUCAACCUCCCCAAGUUUCUCUCGCAGGACGUGGAGCUCUUCAAAGGCAUCAUCUCCGACCUCUUCCCUGGCGUGCAGCUCCCCGUGCCGGACUACGUGGACAUGCAUCAGGCGCUGCUCAGCGUGACGGCGCAGGACAACCUGCAGCUCACGCCGUACUUUGAGACGAAGGUGUACCAGACCUACGAGAUGAUUUGCGUGCGCCACGGUAUGAUGCUAGUGGGGUUUUCCUACGGCGGCAAAACAAAAGGUCUGCAAUCCCUCGCAGCGGCGCUGGGUGUAAUGGAGCAGGCGAACAAGUCGGAGCACCGUGCCCGCAUGAUCACCAUCAACCCGAAGUCUGUCACGAUGGCGCAGCUUUACGGCAAGGUUGAAUUGUCAGGGGAAUGGACGGACGGCAUCUUGUCCAGCCGCUUCCGCCAGCUCGCGCAGGACACAUCCGAGGACCGUGUGUGGCUGGUGCUGGACGGCCCGGUGGACGCGGUGUGGAUUGAGAACAUGAACACCGUGCUGGACGACAACAAGAAGCUGUGCCUGCAGAACGGCGACAUCAUUCCGAUGUCAAAGCGCAUGAACCUCGUCUUUGAGGUGCAGGAUCUCGCCCACGCUUCACCGGCCACGGUGUCACGUUGCGGCAUGGUGUACGUCGAACCGCAGUCGCUGGGGUGGGCGUGUCUGAUGGACUCCUAUCUGCACACGCUACCGCCGUACAUGACGGAGGGCGAGGCUGGCGACCUCGCCGAGACGUUACGGUCGUUGGUGGACGCGGUAAUGGCAGGCGCUCUCGAGGUUGCACGGAAGCACACCUCCUCGAUUAUCCCACAAAGCGCCAGCACUCUGGUAGCGAGCUGCAUUAAAUUGCUGUCCAGCUUUGUCGACAGCUUCGACGAAGAGGAGGCGCUGGAGAAGAUUGGCGGAGAUGCAAAGCAGCACGCGCGCAACAUGGUGAUGCGAGUGGAGGGCUGGUUCAUCUUUUCGCUGGUGUGGUCCGUCGGUGGCUGCCUCGAUCAUAAGGACCGCGAGGUCUUUAGCGCCGCCCUGCAUGAGCUGCUGGCAGAGGAGUCGGCAGCGCGGCACAAGUUCACGCUGCCGCUGCCUGACAAGGCAACGUCGUUCUUCGAGGUUCGCCUAGAGGACGGUGCAGAAGUGCGCUUCGUGAGCUGGCAGGACCUCGUACCGGAGCUGCGUAUCCCCGAGGAGAGCGAGUACCAGGACAUCAUUGUGCCUACGAUGGAUACGGCAAAGUACUCCUUCCUGGUGCAUCUCAUGAUACGCAACAUGCAUCCUGCCAUGCUGGUUGGCGACACGGGCACCGGCAAGACGAUUAUGAUGAAGGCACUCCUUCAGAGUCUGCCAAAGGACGGCUACUCGCUGAACACGAUUCAGUUCUCUGCAAAAACCUCGGCAAACCACCUCCAGCGCCUCAUCGACGGCAACUGCGAGAAGCGGCGCAAAGGCUUCUACGGCCCGCCCUUAAACAAAAAGAUGGUCAUCUUCAUCGACGACACGAACCUGCCGCAGCUGGAAGAGUACGGCGCACAGCCGCCAGUGGAGCUGCUCCGGCAGUACCUCGACCACGGCGGGUGGUAUCAGCACAGUAAGGACGGCAUCGAGUUCCGCCACCUGGUGGAUGCGCUGCUGCUGUGUGCGAUGGGGCCGCCAGGUGGAGGCCGCAACGUCAUUACGCAGCGUUUCAGCCGGCACUUCAACGUCUUCAGCGUGCCGUCCUUCGACGAAGCCACGUUGACCACCAUCUUUGGUCGCUUGUCAGAUUGGAUUCUUUCGCGUGGCUUCCCGACAAGCUUGCGGUCGCUGAGUGGCCCGCUCGUUGCGGCUACCGUCGAGCUGUACACGACGCUGGUGGACAACUUGAAGCCGUCGCCGGAGAAGUCGCAUUACACCUUCAAUUUGCGUGAUGUGAGCAAAGUGUUUCAAGGGAUGGAUAUGGUCUACGCCCCUCGCAUCAAGGACGAGCUGUGCCUCGCGCAGCUCUGGAUGCAUGAGGUGUCGCGCGCCUUCGCCGACCGCUUCACCGACGACAUCGAUACAGCGUGGUUCCACGAGCAGGCGAGUAAGACGUGCGUGCGCCACUUCAGGAUGACUGUCCGCCCCACCAACGAGGACGGCAGCCCGCUUCUCUUCUCAACCCUCUCGAACGAGGAGGGGCAGUACGAGCGUAUCACCGACGUCGCCGCCGCGCGCACGACGCUGGAGCAGAAGCAGGACCUCUACAACGUCGGCUCGCGCACCGGCGAGCUCAACCUUGUCGUCUUCAACUACGUGCUGGAGCACGUGGCACGCAUCAGCCGAGUGUUGCUCCAGCCCGGCGGCCACUUGAUGCUCAUCGGCGUCGGCGGCAGCGGGCGACGCAGCUGUGCGCGACUUGCCGCCUACAUCCAGGAGUGCGACUACCGCACCACCACACCAGCCAAGGACUACGACCACAGCGACUUCCUUGACGACGUCCGUCAGCUCCUCCUGCAGACGGGGCAGAAAGGCUACUCGACCGCCUUCGUGCUGGCCGACUCGCAGAUCGUUUCGGAGACUUUCUUGGAGGACAUCUGCAGCCUCUUAAACACCGGUGAGAUUCCGGGGUUGUGGGACACGAAGCAGGACCGCGACGCCUACGAGACAGCCCUCACCUCCCUGCGCGACCUUGGCCGCGGCCUCGGCCGGCCGGACACGAUUGAAGCCCUGCAGGCGCUUUUUGUGGAGCGCUGCCGCAAGCACCUCCACCUCGUCUUGUGCUUCUCGCCGCUCGGUUCGGUGCUGCGGGAGCGGCUGCGUAAGUUCCCAUCGUUGGUGAACUGCUCCACCAUCGACUGGUUUAGAGAGUGGCCCGAGGACGGCCUGCGCUCCGUCGCCGCCCGCUUCCUCGCUGACGUCGACCUGACAGAGACGGAGCGGACGUCGAUUCGGGAGAUGUUUGUGCAGUACCAACAGGAGGUGCGCGAGCUCGGACGGGUGUACUUUGCCGAAGCCCGCCAGCAGACCUACGUGACGCCCACCUCGUACCUGGAUCUUCUCUCGACCUUUGGCCGCAUGCUGGCGGAGCGGCGAUCAGCACUGACGGCGCAGCGCGAUCGCUACGUCAACGGCUUGCGUCAGCUGCGUAAGACGGAGGACCAGGUUGAGGUGAUGCAGCAGGAACUCGCGCGCCUUCAGCCGGAGCUUGCAACGAAGCAGGCAGAGACAGACAAGCUCAUUCAACAGGUAGAGGCAGAGAGCAAAAUUGCCGAGGAUCAGAAGGCGGUGGUGGCAGUGGACGAGGCAGCGGCGAACACGCAGGCGGCGGCCGCGAAGAAAAUCAAGGAUGCCUCGCAGGAGAAGGUGGACGAGGCACAGCCACUGGUGGAGCGGGCGGAGCGCGCGGUGCAGGACCUCGACCCCAAGGCGCUGCAAGAGGUGAAGGCGCUCAAGACGCCGCCGCAAGGCGUGAAGUUCGUCACUGAGGUGCUGUGCACGCUGCUGGGCGGUAACUUCAAGCCGAAGCCGGUGCGCGACCCACAAACAGGCAAGAUGAGCACCCCGUACUGGGAGCACGCCAAACUGACGCUUCUGACAGGCGAAUUCAAGAACAUUCUACUCACCUCGUACCCCGACAUUGUGGAUAACGCGCCGGACUCGCAAAUUGAGGAGGUGAGGAAAAAGAUGCGAAAUGACAUGUUCAAGAUGGAGAACAUUCGCAAGACCUCGGUCGCGCUCAUCGGCGUCGCCACUUACAUUCAGGCUGUCGUGGAAUACUACAAGCAGAACAAGGUCAUCAAGCCCUUGCUCGCGCAGGCCGCGGCCGCACAGGCGGAGUACGAUGAAGCGAUGGUGGGUCUCAAAGCCAAGAAGGAGGAGCUGCGCAUCAUUACAGAAAAACUGCAGUCUCUGACGGACCACCUGGACAAGGUCAACAAAGACAAGCAGGUGCUGGAAGAUCGCGUGAAGGACACUGACACGAAGCUGACACGAGCCAAGAAACUCAUCGAGGGCCUCGGUGGCGAGAAGGCUCGCUUUGAACACGAGGCGGAGCGUUACGAGGAGGAGCUGAAGUACGUUGUGGGCAACGUCAUCGUGAGCGCUGGUGUGGUGGCGUACAUGGGACCGUUUCUGCACAAGUACCGUCUGCAGAUGACGCAGCGGUGGCGCGACACGUGUGCGGCGCAGGGGUUGCGUGUGUCGGCUGACUACGCCUUUGCCAAGUUCUGCGGCAGCCCCAUAGAAAUUCAGGAAUGGAAGCUGCAGCAGUUGCCUUCUGACCCCUUCUCCGUCGACAAUGCUGUCAUUCUCAGCAACUCAAGUCGCUGGCCGCUGCUCGUGGAUCCACAGCAGCAGGCAAACACGUGGAUCCGCAACCGCGAGCGCGACAACGAGCUCGUCGUCGUGCGUCUUUCAGAGAAGGACUACUUGCGCACCAUCCGUCAGGCAAUCAUCGAUGGCCGGCCCGUUCUGCUCGAAAACGUCGAGGAGACUCUUGACCCAAUGCUGGAGAACCUUUUGCUGAGGCAGCUGACCAAAGAAGGCGGCAUGUGGGUCAUGCACCUUGGCGAGCCAGUGGAGUGGAACGAAAAUUUCCGCUUCUACAUGACCACGAAGCUGCCACGGCCGCAUUAUCUGCCGGAAGUGAGUGCGAAGGUGACACUGAUCAACUUCCGCAUUACGGAGCAAGGUCUGCAGGACCAACUGUUGCAGCGUGUGAUGCUGACAGAGCGCCGCGAGGUGGAGGAAAAAAAGCAGGCAUUGACACUGGAGGCCGCCGCGAACCAGGCGGGUCUGAAGGCCACGGAAGACCGCAUUCUCGCCAUUCUCUCCACGCAAGGCAACAUCCUUGAGAGCGAGGAGGCUAUUGAGGAGCUCGACAGCUCCAAGGAACAGAGCGACCGCAUUGCGAAGCGGCAGGAGGAGAUUGAGGCGAUGGAGCGCAUUAGUGAUCGCACGCGCAACAUGUUCAUACCUGUUGCUCACCUCGGAGCCAUUCUGUUCUUCUGCGUCACGGAGCUCGCCAACAUCGAUCCUAUGUACCAAAACUCGCUGCAGUCCUACAUGUCCAUCUUCCAGGAGGCGUUGAUGAACAGCGCCAAGUCGAGCGAGGUGGAAGAGCGCACCGAGGCCAUCAACACCACCUUCAAGCGCAGUCUGUACCAGCGAAUUUGCCGGUCCCUCUUCGCGCGAGAUCAGCUGCUCUUCUCCUUCACCAUGUCGCUCAAGAUCUACGAUGUGGACCCGACGCUGUUGCGCUGGGUGCUGAUGGGCGACUUCGAGGAGGAAGACCACCACGCCGUGCCGAACCCUUUCACGUGA
This is a messenger RNA of Leptomonas pyrrhocoris, 11181 nucleotides long. Its product is annotated as dynein heavy chain putativedynein heavy chain point mutation. Gene Ontology annotation, biological process: microtubule-based movement. Gene Ontology annotation, molecular function: dynein intermediate chain binding; dynein light intermediate chain binding; ATP binding. The record is from RefSeq and is a predicted model, not a curated record. Lineage: Eukaryota; Euglenozoa; Kinetoplastea; Trypanosomatida; Trypanosomatidae. Gene Ontology annotation, cellular component: dynein complex. The transcript has a single exon. The coding region runs from base 526 to 11181 and encodes 3551 amino acids.